Microdochium trichocladiopsis is the source of this 841-nucleotide messenger RNA. RefSeq lists its product as uncharacterized. The record is from RefSeq and is a predicted model, not a curated record. NCBI's taxonomy places the organism in Eukaryota, Fungi, Ascomycota, Sordariomycetes, Xylariales, Microdochiaceae. The transcript is spliced from 2 exons. Bases 401 to 721 code for a protein of 106 amino acids.
UCCAAGACGACAUGCUCAUCACAUCUGGCGCGGUCUAUACCGGAAUGGUAGAUCGCGAUUUCGUCGGGCUCGUUGCAUCCUGGAGCAUCAUGUACCAGGGAGUCAUUCCUGUCACCACUUACGUCGACAACGAUAACAAGCUCGUCGGUUACGAUUACUUUGCGCCCGAGCUGAGAACGAGGGCCACCACCCGCUUCUACAAUAUCAAAGCCUAAACGAUUCCGGGCAGAGGACGUAGUGCUGAUUGGUACACACUCAGCGAGGGCUUCGAAGCUACGGCCUGGGUCAUGACUUGGAUUGGAAGACCGCCUGGCGAAGGAUCCUUGAAUUAGUCGGCUUAUGAUAGUUUUAUCCUAUAAUAUGAGUACUUUCUUGCCAGUCCCAGAGCUUCUGCAGGUCCAUGAGAACCCAUUCCGAUACGGCGAGUCCUCGAUUGUAUAUGACUUUGAGCGCCUUGCAGACUCUAGCUUUGUGUGAGGUCGUCCUGGAAGCAGCUCCAGCAACGCGAAGAGGAAAGAGAAGAAGCAUAUUAGCGACUGUUGACCUUUCCAGAAUUCUCUCAAGCUCUUCAAGAAUCGUGGUGACGAGUCUUUCCACUUCAUCAUCUGAGAGAUGUGGCGGUCUCAGGCCAACAAAACAAGGAAAGAAGCUAAAGUUUCGACAGAAGUAUAAGGUAACAGCGCAAAUGUUAGCCAGUGCAAGUCUUUCGAAUGGGUCGUAGACUUGGAGGCGCUCGCUUAUGGGGACCAAUGCUUUCCUGAGCCUCUCAUGGAAUGCAACGCCUUUGAGAGCCCACGAAGUGGCGAUAUCACUUUGACCGCUAGUAAGUACUGGCUUCUGA